GUGCAAAAUCUCUUCUUUGUGAACUUUCUUGUGCUUUCUUCCAAGUUCUCCCUCUCUCUAGCAUUGCGCAGGACUGGGUAGUAGGGUUCUACCCAGGCUGUGCAUUCUUUUUCACUAAAUCCCCGUUGAGCUAUUGUUGGUCAAAAGUAAAUGCAUGUUUUGGAACCCAUUUUGAUCAUAUUUGCGGAUCCAAAGAGAUUGAAGUUCUGGGUAUGCUUUACUCAAGCUAAUCGAAGAUCGAAAGCCCGGGUUGGAGUUUCGUUCUUAGAGUGUCAUUACUUUUUACUUUUCUUUUUCCCAGAUUUCUUGGACUUCUAGAAGAAUCUGAAUGUUCAAGAUUUCCUGAGAAUUGUGUAGUUUUCAGUCGAAGUUUGAGUGGUUUUGCUUUUGGUGUGGCUAAUGGUAUGGUUGAUCAGUUAGGGGAGCCACUGCUCUGGGGCCUCUUCCUGUUGGUGGUUUCUGUAUAGCAAGCUAUUUGUGUAUGGUAUGCUCCUAUCCAUUGUGGGGCCUUGUAAAAAGUUCAAUUCACUUUUUUCCCAUCAAAAGAGGUGAAAAGAUUUCAGCUUUUUGAUCCAAUUAUUAGUGCCUGAUCGUAUUGAAGAAUCUAGUUGAAGUUCAAGCAUUCAGUUGAGAAGUUCUUUGUCAUAUCUCUUCAGUUCCAGAGCUGUGCCACUGGAUGUUAGAUUUGUGAAAUCUGGGUCCUUAGAGAAAUGUGAUGAAUAAAAAAAGUUAUAGGAUGGCAUCAGCUGUGGUUGCAGAUAAUUUGGAAUUCAGCACUGGGGUUGAUGGCAUUUCUAGUGAUGAAUCUCCUUACAGAAGUUUUAGCUUUCCUGCAGAGGAAAGCCAUCCUGCAAUUGAUGAUGGUCUGAAUGUGACUGUAAUCCCUUCACCAUCUGUUGCCCCAAGUGGCAUUGACUCAAACUGGAUUGAUACCAAGUUAGCAUCCAAGAAGGUCCAUUCGUGGUUACAAUCUCCUGAUGGAAGCUGGGAGUUGGUAUCAAACUUAUCCACCACCAAAACUGAGUCAGUCAUAUCAUUCUCUAAUCGACAAGUACAAAAAGUAAAAUCUGAACAUCUGCUACCUGCAAACCCGGGUAUACUUGAUGGGGUGGAUGAUCUAAUGCAACUAAGUUAUCUAAAUGAGCCAUCAGUUUUGUACAAUCUCCAAUAUCGGUACAGUAGAGAUAUGAUAUAUUCAAAAGCUGGACCUGUUCUUGUGGCAAUUAAUCCCUUCAAGAAUGUUCCGCUGUAUGGAAACGAUUACAUUGAAGCAUAUAAGCGUAAAUCCUCUGAGAGCCCACAUGUCUAUGCCAUCACUGAUACAGCAAUGAAGGAGAUGAUUCGAGAUGAAGUAAACCAGUCUGUUAUUAUAAGUGGAGAAAGUGGAGCAGGCAAGACCGAAACAGCAAAGAUUGCAAUGCAAUACUUAGCUGCCCUUGGCGGUGGCAGUGGAAUCGAGUAUGAAAUACUGAAAACAAAUCCCAUACUGGAGGCCUUUGGUAAUGCAAAAACGCUUAGAAAUGAUAACUCAAGUCGAUUUGGAAAACUGAUCGAAAUACAUUUUAGUAAGACUGGAAAGAUCUCUGGUGCAAAUAUUCAAACUUUUGUUCAGUGCACCAAGGGGGAAAGGUCCUAUCAUAUCUUUUAUAAUCUCUGUUCAGGAGCUCCACCUGCACUAAGAGAAAAGUUAAAUUUGAAGCAUGUAGAUGAUUAUAAUUAUUUGAGACAAAGCAAUUGCUACUCAAUUUCUGGGGUUGAUGAUGCCAAACAAUUUCAGUUUGUCACAGAAGCUUUAGAUGUUGUCCAUGUUAGCAAAGAGGACCAGGAGAGUGUAUUCUCAAUGCUAGCGGCAGUAUUGUGGCUUGGGAAUGUUUCCUUUACAGUUAUCGACAGUGAGAACCAUGUUGAACCUGUUGACGAUGAAGGUCUGUCAACCGUUGCAAAAUUACUGGGGUGUGAGCUUGAGGCAUUAAAAGUAGCUUUAUCAACACGAACUAUGCGAGUUGGAAAAGAUAACAUAAUUCAAAAGCUGACUUUAUCUCAGGCUAUUGACACAAGAGAUGCAUUGUCAAAAUCAAUUUAUUCGUGCUUAUUUGACUGGUUGGUUGAAAAAAUAAACAAGUCACUUGCAGUUGGAAAACGCCUUACUGGAAGAUCUAUUAGCAUCCUCGAUAUUUAUGGUUUUGAAUCAUUUGAGAGGAAUAGCUUUGAGCAGUUCUGUAUUAAUUAUGCCAAUGAAAGAUUGCAGCAGCACUUCAACCGCCACUUAUUCAAGUUGGAGCAAGAGGAAUACAUCCAAGAUGGCAUUGAUUGGACGAAAGUUGAUUUUGAUGACAACAAGGAUUGCCUAAAUCUAUUUGAGAAGAAACCACUUGGAUUGUUAACCCUUUUAGACGAGGAGUCCACCUUCCCAAAUGGCACAGACAUGACCUUUGCCAAUAAACUCAAGAAGCAUUUGAGUUCCAAUCCUUGCUUCAAAGGUGACCGUGAGAAGUCUUUUACUGUAUGCCACUAUGCAGGCGAGGUAACCUAUGAUGCAUGCGGCUUUCUUGAGAAGAACCGUGAUUUACUCCACUUGGAUUCCAUUCAACUUCUGGCUUCUUGCAAGUACCGCCUACCACAGAUGUUUGCAUCCAUUAUGUCAACUCAGAGUGAGAAGCCUGUCAUAGGCCCCUUGUAUAAAUCAGGGGGAGCAGAUUCUCAGAAAUUAAGUGUUGCCACAAAGUUUAAGGGUCAACUAUUCCAAUUAAUGCAACGCCUGGAGAGCACGGCACCACAUUUCAUACGUUGCAUAAAGCCUAACAGCUCCCAAUCUCCUGGGGGGUUUGAUCAAGGACUCGUAUUGCAGCAGCUACGUUGUUGCGGUGUCUUAGAAGUAGUUCGAAUAUCUAGGUCAGGGUACCCUACCAGAGUGUCCCAUCAAAAGUUUGCUAGAAGAUACGGAUUUCUUCUACUGGAACAUGCUGCAUCACAAGAUCCACUCAGCGUCUCGGUUUCCAUACUCCAUCAGUUCAAAAUUCUGCCUGAUAUGUAUCAGGUUGGAUAUACCAAACUGUUCUUCCGAACUGGGCAGGUUGGGGUGCUUGAAGAUACAAGAAAUCGCACCCUCCACGGGAUCUUACGUGUUCAAAGCUGCUUUAGAGGUCAUCGAGCUCGUGAUUACCUGAAACACUUGAAGAGAGGAAUCACAACUCUUCAGUCAUUUGUUCGAGGUGAGAAAACUAGAAGAGAAUAUGCAAUCUCGCUACAGAGUUACAAAGCCGCUGUUUGCAUACAGAAACAGAUGAAGGAGCGAAUUCGCAGGAGGGCAUACAGAAAUGUCCAAAGGGCAUCAAUCAUCAUACAAUCAGCUGUGCGUGGGUGCCUUGUCAGAAGAUGUUCUGCUGAUAUAGGGCUGCUGCUACAGGCUGGAGACAAGAAGGGUAAUAAUGAGUGUGAAGAGGUACCAGUGAAGUCCUCAUUUCUAGGCGAGUUACAGCUCCGUGUUCUGAAAGCCGAAGCUGCACUCAGAGAAAAAGAAGAGGAGAACGACAUACUCCAGCAGCGGCUCCAGCAGUACGAAAACCGCUGGUCAGAGUACGAGUUGAAGAUGAAGUCCAUGGAAGAGGUGUGGCAAAAACAGAUGAGGUCCCUACAGUCCAGCCUCUCCAUAGCCAAAAACACCCUUUCUCUGGACAACUCUGCAAGGAACUCUGAUGCAUCCGUGAGUGGAAACGAAGACAGUAGAGGAUCAACUUGGGACAGCAAUGGUGGAGUACAAGUGAGGCCUAUGAGUGCUGGCCUAAGCGUGAUAGGCCGUUUGGCCGAAGAGUUUGAGCAAAGGAGCCAAGUGUUUGGGGACGAUGCCAAGUUCUUAGUGGAAGUGAAAUCAGGCCAGGUUGAGGCUAACAAUGUCAACCCCGAACGCGAGCUUAGACGGUUGAAACAGUUAUUUGAGGCCUGGAAGAAGGACUACGGGACCAGGCUAAGGGAAACAAAGGUUAUUCUGCAUAAGCUGGGGAACGACGAGGUGCUUAUUUGCGACAAAAUGAAGAAGAAAUGGUGGGGAAAGAGGAACAGCAGCAUUUCAAGGCUAGGCUGAACUGAUUGGGUUAUCUAUCAAAAACUUGAUGUUUGAAUUUCAAGGCAAGAAAACUGCUUGGAGCCGGAUGCGAUUACCCGAACCCGAAUAACAUUAUGCCAAACUCCAAAUGACCCGAAAAUCGAACACUUGAUCUACAGUUCAAUUGCAGGUGUUGAUGAUAUUGCAGGAGAAUACAACGUUAGUGAUGAAAAUUAUUGGUAAUGACAUCGGAAUCAUGUCAUUGAUUUUAGCCAAAAAUAUUUAUUAAAAAUUUUGUUGACAUUGUCUACUCUUGUACAUUGCAAGAAGUUACUCCUCCCAUCGGCCACUAGAUAUUUUCAAAUGACUUUUUGUGGCUUUUGAGAAGAUUUGAGAAAAUGUAAAAGUUUAUUAAAAUAUCAUUAAUGAAUGGUGAAUUAUAUG
This is a messenger RNA of Cuscuta campestris, 4486 nucleotides long. The record is from the annotation of a GenBank genome assembly. NCBI's taxonomy places the organism in Eukaryota, Viridiplantae, Streptophyta, Magnoliopsida, Solanales, Convolvulaceae.